UAUGUAAUACAUCAUUAUCAAAUCUAUCAAUAACAAUCCAAUCAUCCUUCUCACAUAAGUCAGAGUCGUGAUAUAGUUAAGAGAAAAUAUAAAAAUAAAAAUAAAAUCACCAUAGCAUUCACCAUAGUACAUCUACACCGACAACAUCAACAGCCAUGGCGGACUCCAACCCCGACUCCAAGCCCUGGCACAAGAAAAUCGACCUAAUCGACCGCGGCGACCGCUCCCCCACGCCCUGGGGCACCCUGACAUUCGUCGGCCUGCGCCUGCUGGACAUCCCUCUGCAACACGCUCUCCUCGCCCCCGCCGGUCUCGGCAGCGCCCUGCUAGCCCGCGCCGGCAUCCGCGGCGCCGCCACCGCGCCCCCAGCCGUCCUGCGCACCGGGAUCCCCCUCCUCGACGCCCUAGGCCACCCGACCAACGCGCUCCUCUUCGUCUUCGCCUGCGGCUCCGCCGCCAAGCAGAUCUACUGGCAGACCGUGCUCUCGUACGAGUCCUUCCCCGCCGGCGCCGCAUUGGCCGUCGCCUUGUACAACACCGCCAUAAACAGCGCCAACGCGCUCCUGUUCCUCGCCCCCUCCACCUCGUCUCUCUUCUCCCAGCCGCAAAUCACCGUGUCCUUGCCCUUCUUCACCUCCCCCGUCGCCAUCCCCGUCAGCACGCUCCUCGGCCUGUCCAUGUACGCCUUCGGCCUGACCCUCGAGACCGUCGCCGAGGCGCAGCGCAAGGCCUUCAAGGACGCGCCCGAGAACAAGGGCAAGGUGUGCAAGGUCGGCGUGUGGCGCUGGGCCCGCCACGUCAAUUACCUCGGCUACUCGCUCUGGCGCGGCGGGUACACCAUGGUGGCUACCGGCUGGGUCGGCGGGCUCCUUAUGACGGCCUGGCAGAUGUGGGAUCUGAGCUACCGUGCUGCCGGCGUGCUAGACGAGUACUGCUCUAACAAGUAUAAGGAGCAGUGGGCUCAGUUCAAGCGUGAGGUGCCUUACAAGAUCCUCCCGGGAAUAUACUAGAGCGACUGUAUAUCUAGAUAGAUAACCACCUAGGUAGCCGUGUAAAAAUUGGCAUGUAGUGUGUGUGUGU
Daldinia vernicosa is the source of this 1080-nucleotide messenger RNA. Its product is annotated as DUF1295-domain-containing protein. Gene Ontology annotation, cellular component: membrane. The transcript has a single exon. NCBI's taxonomy places the organism in Eukaryota, Fungi, Ascomycota, Sordariomycetes, Xylariales, Hypoxylaceae. Bases 156 to 1010 code for a protein of 284 amino acids. The record is from RefSeq and is a predicted model, not a curated record.